This is a messenger RNA of Exophiala oligosperma, 2329 nucleotides long. RefSeq lists its product as uncharacterized. The record is from RefSeq and is a predicted model, not a curated record. Lineage: Eukaryota; Fungi; Ascomycota; Eurotiomycetes; Chaetothyriales; Herpotrichiellaceae. Gene Ontology annotation, molecular function: ureidoglycolate lyase activity; ureidoglycolate hydrolase activity. The coding region runs from base 627 to 1505 and encodes 292 amino acids. Gene Ontology annotation, biological process: allantoin catabolic process. The transcript has a single exon.
CUACUUCAUCCAGGUACCCGAGCUCUUUAGUCAUUCUGCUUCGUAUACGCGCAACGAUUCUUCAGUCUUUUGACUUGAUCCAUACCAGCAAGAUAUACGUAACACUGGUAAACGCGUCCGCCGUGUACCCCGUACGCCGUAUCUCGAAAUCGCACGUUCGUCCCUGUUUGGCUUGGAUCCAAAAACGAUUGUACCGGCUACGAUCCUCACUCGUCAGCCUCAUCCACGGCAAAUAUCAGUGGACCCCGAUUCCUUGAUGAGUAAUUCAGCUUCUUUCAAAACACUACUUGCUAGAGAAAGACAUCAUCCAUUCGCCGGCCUCUCGAUUCCGUGACGCCAAACCCGAAUACAGUACAUCUCUCGGGCUUCAAAGAAGAACGGACGACGGAGAUAGGUGUUUCUUUUUUGUUCUUGACCCUUGGCCCUUUUUCGCUCAAAGUCGGGCGCGGAAAGUGAGGCUUUUGUGCGGUGCCUCAAAGAAGGAACCUUUUGAGCGUACACGUACGGAGUAACACAUCAAACCAACGAACGCGGAUACCGAUAAAAAAGCCGAAUCCGAAGGAGCGAGAUCCCCGGCUCUAGACGGUUGACGGUCCGGAUUGUUCAACUUGAACAGAAAAAAAGAAAUGACGCCACCUACACUCACGCCCUUGGAAUCCCACGGCCGUCGUGGUCGGUUGUUAUCAAUCGAGCCAUUGACACCAGAGUCUUUUGCGCCCUUUGGGACUGCCAUCUCGAGCCCCUUUCCAGACACGCUGAACAAUGUGCCCGCCAAAGUACCCGAACCACUCCACUCGCCCCAUCAACCCACGGCGGUCUUUGCGAACCAAAACUCGGCCUUGAAAACCUCGCCGGUUUCGAAAUUCGUCGACAAUUACCCCGUCAGGUCGUCAUCGUCACCCGCAGACGGUGCCGCUGCGCGUUCCAGACCUCAAAUGAGCAUGUUUUCAUGUUUCCCUCGGAACCUGAGCGGCGUGGGCAUGAUCGAUACGUCGUCGUCGUCGUCGUCGUCGACGACGACGUCUUCGCGGCCCGGCCAGAAGAAACGGCAGCAGCUCGCUUUCGAGGUGUCCGUCCUCGAAAGACACCCUUACACCACGCAGACGUUCAGUCCUCUGGGUCUCUCAUCAGAGGCGAGUAGAGGUCAGUCGACGCCGACGACCGUAUUUCUAGUCAUCGUCGCACCUUCACUGUCUUCUUCAUCCGCUUCCGCCAAGAGCGAGACGGGACAAGACGUCGAAAUCCAAAACCCGCCGGACUUGUCGCGUCUCAGGGCCUUUGUCGCGACGGGUGGCCAGGCCGUCACGUACGGGCCGGGGACGUGGCACGCUCCCAUGGCCGUCAUCGGACGUCGUCGGGUCGACUUCGUCGUGACACAGUUUGUCAAUGGCGUCGCAGACGACGAUUGUCAGGAGGUCCUCCUGGGAGACAAUGCCGUCGGCGUCGACCUGGGCGCGUUGGACUUGGACCUUCAGGCUUCGGACCACACUAGAGCCAUGUUAUGAAUUUUGUAAGUGUAAAUUUUCCACACUCGACGACGACACGAUCACACGUUAGUGAGGGGCUUCUCAGGGACGAAAUUAACUAUGAAUGUAAAUGGGACAUCCGGAGAAACGAAGAAGCAUUCAAAGAAAGCAGUGGUGGCCUCAGCUUUGGUCUACGUACAAUUACAACAUGUUCAGCAUGUGGACGCUACAAAAACAAGUAUAUAUUCAAGGGGGUAUCAUAAAGCUACUCCGUAGAAGCGAUCCAAUCAGCCUUAAACCAACCUUUGUAAGGCAAGACAGGCCCGGUCUCAACUUUUUGUUUACUCCCGAAUCGCCAAUACCACGCCGACAAAAGCAAAAUGCACUUCCAAAGUUCUAAGCCUUGCUGCCUUCAAGUUUGGUGACCAGUCUCUUCAUGGCUGUCCAUUCUUCCAUUUUCGUCUCGUUGUUGCCACACUGUAAGCCCUUUCCAACGUCAAAGACUGUUACGAUGCCAUCCAGACCACCCACGGCGAUAUGGCUGCCUCUCUUCUCUUCCCAUGCAACCUUGUUUAAUCCCUUGAAUGGCACGACACCAUUAUUUCCUCUGGUUGGCGUUCCCCUGGCAAUCGGUACUUCAAGAUCAUACGUCAGGUCAAAUACCUCGAGGUCACCAGCGCCAGUGACGCACGCAAAUACCGAAGGCUUAUGUGGUGCCCAUUUCGCGUCGUAGACCAGAUCUUCUCGAGCCAGAUUAAGCACAGGAUUGACAAUUGUAGAGCCAAUACCAGCAGCAGAAGCUGCCGCUGCCGCGCUUGAACUCGCCAAUGGUUUGAUGCGCCACAGCUUGACCGACCAGUCUG